Molecule: messenger RNA, 914 nt
Organism: Durusdinium trenchii
Lineage: Eukaryota; Dinophyceae; Suessiales; Symbiodiniaceae
Source: the annotation of a GenBank genome assembly
AUUGCGCGCACUUCCAUCUCCUGGAGCUUGUUUUGCGAUUUUGUUGGCAAAUGAACAGGUUUAUCUCUCACUAGAGAAGGAUCAGGUUUGGCCAUUGAACAUAGCUCCCAGCUCCUAUAACAAACAAUAAUAUUUGGCUGCAACCAAAGCAGGUUCCACGUACAUUUGGAAGAGAGAGAGAGGGAGAGGGACAAACACUAGGAUGUGUUCAUUCUUCCAGGGGUUCCCACGGUUUGAGGCCUCCCUAGGCCUCACACACCCAGAUGAAUUGACUGGAUUUGUUCGCGUUCGGAUCGGGCUCGCGGAGUCUCCCCGCCGGUGCACCCGAAGGAUUGGCUCCAAAGGAUCCACGUUGAGGCGCCGUCUUCCAUCUCCAGCCAUGGUUGAAGAGGCCAAUGAGGAGCUGAAGAAGGCCGACGAGUACCUGCGCAAGCAUCGCAUCCUUGAGCUCUUCAGCGAUUUGUGCGCCUCCGUGUGCUUCCACAAGCCGAGCGACCUCCGUGGCUUCUUGCUCGAGGAGCUGCAAUUGCGAGAACGCGAGGGAGCACAUGCUGGCAACUUUGAGGAUGCAGAGAUCAAGGCCGUGUUUAACCUCACUGAUCUCAUGCAAAUGGGCGUGAUCAGUGAAGCACAGGCCCGCAAAGCUUUACUGGCUUUAGCGAACUCUCACAAGCAGAAGGAGGAUGUUGAGGCGAUUGAGCUGCCGCCGGAGGUCGACGAGGCGAUCUUCCUGCAGAAGGCAAAGGAUGCCCUGCAGUUCCGCUGAUGAGCUGAAGCUGUAUCACCCAGCCUUUGUGUCCUGAAUCCUGUAAUUCGUGGCAACUCUGGACACAGAUUGGCAGCUCUGCUGAUGUCCUUGAAGAGAAGGGGGGGCGCUGAGAGGAUGCCCGGAACAGUUUGAGUGAACAGAAGUG